CCAGUCUGUACUCAUACAUAUUUUUCCUCGCAACGAGUAGGUAAAUAUUUUGACCGCCGUUCACUUCGCAGAAGCAGUGGGCAAAACGCGGAUGAUCACUGGAGAAUCACCACACGAUUCUCAUUCAUGCUAACUUGUAUUGGUUCCAGUACGGCUUACAUAGUAGAUAGGUACUUGAAAGUCCUCUGCUCAAUCGUUCACUUUGUUUCACACAGCAAUUCGCAAGAUCAACGUCGUUUGAGAGCUGGUAGUUCGUCCAGUUGAUUAGCGAUCAGUGACCGGUUCGGGCGAAAUAUUGAUAAAAAUUAUUGAAUGAUCAAUUAAUAAUAGGGACAGUGCAAUAUCGAUAAAGUAUCGGCUUGUCAGAUUACUUUUACCUAUACUAUAUUAUUGACGUGAUAUCUGAGUGCUAGUAAAUGUAUUUCGAAUAGAAGACUAAUUUAAGGAAGAAUGUUAUCAAAAUAUAAACGAUUCAAGUGUUGCUCCUUUGCAACUAAGUUGAAGAAUGAAAUCCGAAUUGCUUCGUUUUGCAGUGCACCCAAACCGUUCGAUGCAAUUCCCGGGCCGCGAGGACCUUUCGGAAUGGGAAAUUUGUACCAAUACCUUCCAGGAAUAGGCAACUAUUCCUUCGAUGCUCUGCAUCAAUCCGGGCUGGACAAAUACCAACGGUACGGACCGAUCGUACGUGAAACCAUGGUCCCGGGACACGACAUCGUAUGGUUGUACGAUCCCCAGGACAUUGCCACCGUCCUGAACGAUAGCACCCCGGGCGUCUAUCCGAAGCGACGAAGCCAUCUGGCGCUGGCCAAGUACAGGCGGGAUCGACCGAAUGUCUAUCGGACCGUGGGGUUGCUUCCUUCACAAGGACUCGAAUGGUGGCGCAUCCGAUCGGAAUUGCAAAAAGGUUUGAGCUCUCCUCAGAGCGUUAGGAAUUUUUUACCCUUGAUCGAUUCGGUCACCAAAAAGUUUGUGGGUGGCAUCAAACCUCACGCUGAAGGGGAAGAGAUAGACGAUUUUCUCCCUCAUUUGUCUCGAUUCAGUUUGGAGAUAACCUGUCUUCUGGCGUUUGAUUACCAUCUUAACAGUUUCUCAGACGAACAGAUGCUUCCAGACUCGAUUGCCUCGAGGCUGAUGGAAUCGGCGCGGACCACAAACGAAAAUAUUCUUCGAACCGAUCAGGGUUUCCAACUGUGGAGACUAUUCGAAACUCCUUCCUACCGAAGGAUACGAAAGUCUCAGGAAUACAUAGAAAAGAUCGCCGUUGAACUAGUCUCCCAGAAGUUGAUGUACUUUGAUGAGGAUCGACAAAAGUUGGCUUCCGGAGAUCAUAAAUCUCGAUCGCUUCUGGAGGAGUACCUGAGAAAUCCAAACUUGGAGCUAAACGACAUCAUUGGAAUGGCUGGAGAUUUGCUCCUUGCUGGGGUACAUACUACUUCUUUCACGAUGUCCUUCGUGCUAUACCAUUUGGCUUUGAAUCCGGAAGUUCAGCAAAAACUCUAUGAAGAAGGGAAGAAGGUUUUGCCUAAUCCAUGGGUUGACAAAAUCGAAACAGCAACGUUGAAUUCUGAAAUAUCCUACUGCCGAGCGGUUCUCAAAGAAUCAAUGCGACUGAAUCCGGUUUCGGUGGGUGUCGGUCGUGUUCUAAAUUUGGACACGGUUCUAGGUGGCUACAGCAUUCCGAAGGACACGACCAUCGUAACGCAAAACUUCACCAGCUGCCGGUUGGAGAAAUACUUCCGUGACCCUCUCAAAUUCAACCCGGAUCGGUGGAUGCGGGGCGAAACGAAAGAAAACGUCAGCCCCUACUUGGUGUUACCGUUUGGACAUGGAAUGAGAUCCUGCAUCGCUAGAAGAAUGGCCGAACAGCAGAUGUUAGUCCUGAUUGUGAGGCUAAUACGUUCCUAUAGUGUCGAAUGGGCUGGAACCGUUCCUAUGGACGUGGUAACGAAACUGAUCAAUGAACCUGACCAACCUGUUAAACUUAUCUUCAAGACACGCAAAGACUAGUCAAUAAACUACCCCCUAAAAUC
Messenger RNA from Uranotaenia lowii, 2030 nucleotides. RefSeq names its product cytochrome P450 302a1, mitochondrial (gene dib). The transcript has 7 exons. NCBI's taxonomy places the organism in Eukaryota, Metazoa, Arthropoda, Insecta, Diptera, Culicidae. Bases 451 to 2007 code for a protein of 518 amino acids. The record is from RefSeq and is a predicted model, not a curated record. Gene Ontology annotation, molecular function: monooxygenase activity; heme binding; iron ion binding.